GCCCCAAAUCACCCGCUCACCGAGAAUUUUUGCGCGUCGUGGCAUGUGUUACGAGCGAAGCGGUCGUACUACCUUGUUGCCUCCCUGCAUUGGGCUCUUGCGUUGGCGAGUCUACGCCUCACCUCUUUGCGGCACACGCGUCAACCUUCAACUUGCUAUCUUAAUCACAAAACGGCCUCCAUCAUGAUACUCACUCGCGCCAUUAUCAUCCCUUUUGCCCUCUACACCUUGUUCAAUUUUACUUCAAUGCUCCUCGAAGUGCCCACACUCCGACUUUUCGAGCAUGCAAUUUGCGUUAGGUCAAACCAGCGCCUGGAGGUUGACGAGGCUGAGUGCAAACCUGCCGGCAUUCAGAAUAUGCUUUCGCUGGUUGUCGGCUGGAAGUUGACGCUGGAUGCAUGUGCAGGCCUUUUGACUGCGAUGUUCUAUGGCUCGGUCGCUGAGCGCCUUGGAGAGAAACUGGUCUUAUUGCUCUCGUUAACAGGCUUCGUAGCCAUGCAGUUGGUAGACAUCGUCAUCUGUUCAUUUCCGCUUCGUUUCCCAGUUCAGGCCGUCUGGUUUUCGUCCUUCUUCUUACUCAUUGGGGGUGGUCAAAGGAUCUUCAACUCGAUGAUUUUCACCCUUGUCUCUAACGCGCUCGACGAAGCAAACAGGACCACCUAUCUGUAUUGGCUUGCGUUCGGGCCGCACUGCAUGAGGUUCAUCGCUCCCAGAAUUGCCGCGGGUCUCAUGGGAGUCGGUUUACUGGAACCUUUUUGGCUGGGUAUUGGUGUUAUCGCUCUCAUGAGUUCCAUCAUACCGUUGGUGGUCGAGAGUAAUCGCACUCGGCCGAGGAAGAUAUCAAGCAAUGACUACCUACCCAUUAGCCGAUCUGAAGGGCGAGAAAGCGAGACUUUCUCGCGAAGUUCGAGCAGAGAAGGUUCUGAAAACGCCCUCGCACCUCGACCGAUCUCCAGGCAAGCCUCAGGCGAGACGCCUUCACGCGAUGAACCUCCCAACAAUAUUCGCCAACGAGUUUCGAAGUUCCUACUGGCAAAUUUCUACGACAUAACCACGUUCCUGCGCGUCCCCAAAGUGCUGUUCUGCCUUUCAACGGUAUUUCUGAAGAGAAUUGGGUUCGCGAGCAGCGCCUUCGCCUUUCAAUACGUAUCGGAAAGGUUUGGGUGGCAGCUACAUCAGACCACCUGGCUGAGAGUUGUCUCGGGGGCAGGCGCCAUUGCCAUCGGAAUCGCCGCGCCAACUAUUACCACCUACGUUAUCCGAACAGGCGCAUAUCCACCCCUAGUCGACUUGAGCUCAAUCCGCGCAGCCCUAACGAUACUAUGUGUAUCCUUCUUUGCGACAUGGAAAGCCGCUAGCAGCGCGAUGAUCAUGUUUUCAAUGUUCGGGAUCGGGUUUGGGGAGGGUCUGGAACCCGCAUUACAAGGGUUCAUUUCCUUCGCAGCAGAGUCAAUCAGCAGCUCGAGAGUGUUCACGACUUAUGCGUUCUUCGAUGCCGCGGCAGAGCUCACGGCCGGACCGCUGAUAGCGCGACUACUGGCUAUCGGUAGGACGGAAGACCAUCCAUCAGAUGGAGUUUGUUUCUUGGCAUCCUCGGUAUAUUUCUGAGAACCCCUCCACUAACAGACCAUGAACAUCAGCUGACGCUCUCAGGGCAUCUUUGCAUUUCUACUGAUGUGGGCGUGCUGCAUC
This is a messenger RNA of Trematosphaeria pertusa, 1692 nucleotides long. RefSeq lists its product as uncharacterized. NCBI's taxonomy places the organism in Eukaryota, Fungi, Ascomycota, Dothideomycetes, Pleosporales, Trematosphaeriaceae. Gene Ontology annotation, cellular component: membrane. Gene Ontology annotation, biological process: transmembrane transport. The coding region runs from base 184 to 1608 and encodes 474 amino acids. The record is from RefSeq and is a predicted model, not a curated record. Gene Ontology annotation, molecular function: transmembrane transporter activity. The transcript is spliced from 5 exons.